Messenger RNA from Cyprinodon variegatus (sheepshead minnow), 2666 nucleotides. It is a transcript of the gene mturn, whose product is annotated as maturin, neural progenitor differentiation regulator homolog (Xenopus). Gene Ontology annotation, cellular component: cytoplasm. The record is from RefSeq and is a predicted model, not a curated record. Gene Ontology annotation, biological process: positive regulation of megakaryocyte differentiation; regulation of signaling. Bases 287 to 676 code for a protein of 129 amino acids. The transcript has 3 exons. Lineage: Eukaryota; Metazoa; Chordata; Actinopteri; Cyprinodontiformes; Cyprinodontidae.
GAUUUCAUAACGUGGUGAGGAAGAGAGGAAUGGGUCUCUGAGAUAUCAGCUCAUCCAUCCAUCCAUCCAUCCAUCCAUCGGUGGGCCCUGUGCAGAGCAGCAGAGCGCAGAAACCUUCCCUGCUGUCCGCCGGUGCCAUGCAGACGCUGCGCUAGAGGAGAUGCGCCAUAGCGGAGGCUGCUGAUGCUGCUGAUCUUUGCGUCUUGAGCAUCAUCGCCGCGACGGCUAAAGAGAGAGAGAGCAGGCGGAGGGGGAGUCAGGAACACGGCAGACAGGACAGCAGAGGAUGGAGUUCAAGCAUCUGGUGGAGGCGGCGGAGAAGUGGUGCUCCGGGAACCCGUUCGACCUGAUCUUCGCCGAGGAAAACGACGAGAGGAGGCUGGACUUCUACGCAGAGCCCGGGGUGUCUUUCUAUGUGCUGUGUCCCGGCGGCACCGACAGCUUUCAUGUUUGGAGCGAGAGCGAGGACUGCCUUCCCUUUCUGCAGCUGGCCCAGGACUACAUUUCCUCUUGCGGGAAGAAGACUCUGCUGGAGGUGUUGGAGAAAGUCUUUACGUCCUUCAGGCCUCUGCUAGGUCUUCCAGACAUUGAAGAUGACAGCUUUGAGCACUACCACGCUGACAUGGAGGGGGAGCCUGGGCCCGACCACCAGCAGAUGGGGGUCAGCCAGCAGUGAUGAUCCAAGCAGAGGACGCCCCAAAAACCUGCUCCAGAAGACUUGGGCCUUGAUACCUUAGCUCACCUAACAGCACACACUCUUGCAAACCUAUAGUAGACAUGCUGAAAUAUCACCACCUUGUUCUUGAAUGUUUCAGUGGCUUUGCUUUCCAAAGAGUGCACUUUGUUGACCUUCCCCUUCCUUUUAUCAGAGAAACACAUAAAAGAUUGUAUUUCUAAAUAUAUUAGGAUUUUUUGUUUGUUCUAGUAAUUCCAUAUACGCCUCGCCAACAUCACCAACCCAAACCAUUACCAGUAUACUCUUAAAGCUAAGCUUAACCACAGCUUAACUGAACCAUAACACUAAGCCUAACCCCUAAAACAGUGUCCACCAUGUUAGAACUGGUUUUUAUCCCUAACAAGGUCUUAAAAAUUCUCUAGAAUAUAUCAGAAAAUAGGUGAUCUAGACAGGUACACACAAAUACAAACAUGCUCUACUGAUACUUCAGAGCUAGGUGAGCUGUAGUGAUAUUUAAGGCCAUAACAGGCGUCAUAAUCAUUCACCUUCCAGUGAGUUAAAGUUCGACAGCACAGCAAUAUUACAUCGGAUAUGCAGAAAAACAACAGAAUGUUACGGCAAUAUGCAAACGUCCUCCCCGUGGUGAUGAAUGUGACAGAUGGUUACUUUUUUCUGCCCGUCUGACAUAAGUGAUGCACACGUAAACAACGAAAAAAUGUAAAGUGACAGUUUGGGGCAACACGGAGCAGCUGAAAGUAAAAGUCAAGCAGGUGCAGGAAAGAGAAGGGGGAAGUUAGUUGUGGCACAAAUUCACCCGAGCAACGUCUAACAUACUGCAGUUAUAUCGGUUAUAGUGAUUCCCUCAGUGCAACCAACUGUGUGGUCUAGAAACUCUGAAGUUUUUUUUUUUUUUUUUUAGAGGCAUGGAUCAUUUAAAAGUGUUUGUUAAUGUUCGUAAAGCUGUGCAUCGAGCAUUAGUUAAAACCCACCCCCAUGAGGAUCAUUGAACCGCUGUUGCUAUCUUAUGACCGUCACAAUAAUAGCCCGUGCUGCAGCUUUAAUCCUUCCUUAUUUGGGUGUCUCAUCACCAUGUGACACCCCGCCUCUUGAAUGUUGUAGUCUUCCUUCCGGUCCGAGGCGUGCUGCUCUUCCUUGGCAACACCUGAGGAGAUACCUUUGUAAAAAUUUGCCAAAAUCCCUCUUUUCAUGAAAGGUUUUGAAUCUAUUGUCUCAUUUAAGGGUUUGUCUUAGUCAUAUGUUAGCAAAGGACACCUUCGCCACCCUUGGAGUACAUGGGAGGAAUGGGGAACUGGAUGCUGUUGACCUCCCUGUUUACCUAGAGGCCAAAAAAAAUGUGAUUUUUAUCUGUCUUCAAUCUGGCUCCUGGGUUAGAGGUAGUUUGCUGCCCUACCCACAUGUAUUAGAUACACAACAUCCUGUAUGUAAGGAGCAAAGAAUUGAUGAUUUUAUAAUAUGGGCUUAAACUUAAAAAAAUACAGUUCAUAAAUCACACAUUCCUGAAAGAAAAAAAUAAGCUUUCGUGAAGCAAAGGUCUUAAAGGUCCCUGAGCUUAAUAAUUUGCUUCUUAAGUCCGACCUGGGUCGAUUAAAUGUUUCUACACUGGCUGCUAGAGGGAAAAUGCUGUAUAUCUAAUGCAUCAACAAUGUGCAAACAUGCUCUUUCAUCACAUCAUUUCUGUAGCUAAGAUGCAUGAAAACUCCUGUUUUGUUUCUCUGUUUUUCUCUGCUGCCUCUGGCCCUCCACAGUUAAACCUUCCAUUUGAAUCCCACCCAAUGCACUGCAAGGCUUCCUAUUGCUUUCUACAACUAGGUCAAGAUAAAGCACGAACUGCUCCUCUGCCAAGUUACUUUGGCUUGUAAAUGUUUUGUUAUUUUGUUUUAAUAUAAUUUGCCUGUCUGUUCUUUGUUUUUUUCAUGCAGUGUAUCCUCUGUUUGUCCUCUGACAUGUGUGACAUCGGUCAAUAAAUGGC